AUGUCGCUUACUCCGCGAUCAGAUCUCUCAGUGGGUACCAGAGUACAGGCACAAACUGCGGUGAUUCCCUUAGCUAGGAAGAAGGGCGUGACUUCUGCACAUGUUGUGGGUAAGAAACUGACCACCUUGAUAGAUCAAAACCCGAAUGAGUUCUGGGAAGCAGCUCAGCACGAAUUCGGCGUUGCAUUGCAAAGUAUGUCACUUGAUUUGAUGGAUUCUUUAGAUGCACGACUUGAUUCUCUUGGUAGAAAGGUAACAAGGCUAGAGAUCACUACAAAGGAAAUUGUUGCCAUCCGAGAUGCACGCGCAUACGCGCGAGAGACUGAGUCUACAUUCACCGCAGAACAGGAAAGGGCUGAAAAGUCACUUCUAGCCCAGUGGCUUCGCAGCUUUGUGCAUCGACUCCCGAAGGUUCGCCGAAAACCCGCCCUUGAACAUGCAAUAGAAAUUGGUCUUGGCCUUGAUGCAGUUGACUUUGCUUUUUGUCGGUACGCCUUGAAUAUUGCUAUUUGUUCCUCUCACGUGUCCCAACAAAAAAUUAUUUCAUCAAGAAUUCCAAACGUCCUCGUGGGCAUGGUAGAUGGUGCUAAUGCAUCCAUGGCUAUUUCAGACGCUUCAGCGUUAGUUGUUGGGCCGUCUCUAAUGGCUUUAGCCCACAUCGCUCGUGCAGAUGGCCCCGCGCGUGAGGCAAUCGCCGAGGCAAAUAGACGGCGUUUCAUCAUUUCUAUGGCACUCCUUCCGACUUGGCAGGGAAAUCUUUAG
This is a messenger RNA of Aureococcus anophagefferens, 762 nucleotides long. RefSeq lists its product as hypothetical. Lineage: Eukaryota; Pelagophyceae; Pelagomonadales; Pelagomonadaceae. The transcript has 2 exons. The record is from RefSeq and is a predicted model, not a curated record. Bases 1 to 762 code for a protein of 253 amino acids.